AUGGGAUCAACCGAUAAGGAGGCCACGAACGUGCAGAGUCACGAACAGGCCAACCUGCACGACAAACGACACGCCGUGCAGAGCGAGGACGGCGAACGUCCUCACAAGAUUCGCCGCCUAUCAGACCUUCAACAAGCCUCUCCGGAUUCACUGGUGGAAGACCUCGCUCCUGAAAGCCCUCCCGAGAUCCCCCCCUCGAAGCUGCACAGUCAGCUUCCAUCUCCGUCUGCCACAAAAACCGAUGAGAUACAUCACGAAUCGUCUCCUGCCAACUCUCCCGUACCAGAACGAAAGACAAGGUCGCCGGAUAGGCCCACCGAGCGCGCAUCCGCGAAGAGAGCCCGCUUGCCUUUAGAACCAUCGAACAGCGGUGCACUUGUCGAGAAGUGGCUAUCAAGCGUUCUGCCUAGCGAGGAAUACGCUAUCCAAGACGACAUGAGUCUGCCACCCUCGAAACGAUCUUGGUCCUCAGAUUCGUUAAGUCGUCGACUGUCGCAAUCCGGCGACGGCACGGAAUCCACGGUUUCAGCAGACAAGAAAUACUCGGCCUACAAAGAUGUGAACUACCCGGUGGUCUUGGAGACGAAAGGCAGUUUUAUGCAUCCAUCUGAAGCUGGUCUCGUGAAGGAAGACAAGAUACUGUGCGAGAAGCUUCUCUACACGCACCAACCGCGUCCCGAUCAUUCGUUAUUUGAUGACCGAUUCGACAAAUUCCAGACUCUGAUUAGAGGCCGAUCCGAAGCUCGAGUCUAUCUCGACCUGUAUCCCCUCCUCGUCCCCUCGGUUGAAAACCUGUACAUCAGUGGUCGAGAAGAAUUUCACGGUCUGAUCGAAGGUCACAAUGACCCUUGGGUCAAAGGAAUUUCGUUCUACGGACCCCGACCGCAGCCGGACCGUACAUACGGAUUCAAAUGGUCUAACUUUACCGAAAUUCAGCGCCGGAAGCUCUGCAUCGAACCUUUGGAGAAGUCGUACUACACGGCGCGCGAGGACAUCUAUUUUCCUUUCAUGACUAGCGAGGUGAAGUGUGGGAAGUAG
Molecule: messenger RNA, 1038 nt
Organism: Exophiala oligosperma
Lineage: Eukaryota; Fungi; Ascomycota; Eurotiomycetes; Chaetothyriales; Herpotrichiellaceae
Exons: 3
Coding region: 1-1038 (345 amino acids)
Source: RefSeq, a predicted model, not a curated record